GUUUACUACCAUGGAGUGUGGAUGUGAAGCCCAAACCUAUGGGCCUUAUUUGGCUGACAACUGCGGGGCAGGUAGUUUUAUCGUUUUCAUGAGUUUGAUAGACAGCAUCAUACGAAGCACAUGUGACGUUUCAGCGAUUUGUGAUAGAGUCAAACCCAGAGCAAGACCCGAUCCAGUAUAUGACUACAUCGUUAUUGGAGGUGGAAGUGGAGGCUCAACUGUAGGUGGAAGAUUGGCUGAAGAUAAAUCACGAACAACUUUGCUGUUGGAAGCUGGAAUCGAUGAACCUGAGGCUUAUCAAGUACCAGCAUUCAUCCUUGCCUACUUCACCAAUCCUCUCGUUGACUGGAACUACAGAACAACUGGAGAACCCGUUGGUUGUCAAUCUAAUAAAGGUCAAUGCUUAUGGUUAAGAGGAAAAAUGUUAGGAGGUACUUCAGUUAUAAACGGUAUGAUGUUUACCAGAGGAACACCACCAGAUUUCGAUAAAAGAUGGCAAGGAGCAGGCAUUGAUGGUUGGGCUUACAAAGAUGUCUUACCUUUCUUUAGGAAAGCCGAAGGUAACCAACAGUACGAACAAUACGAUCCCAAGUACCAUGGUAAAGACGGACCAAUGACAGUAUCUAAUCACUAUUACGUACCAGAUUUGGCGCAUGCUGUUAUUCAGGGUGCUGCUGAAGCUGGGUUCCCUAUUUCUAAUGAUUUAAAUGGUGAAAACUACACAGGAUUUGCCAUUCCUCAGACAUUCAUGUUAGAUGGAUCCAGAGUAAGCAUGGCCAAGGCUUACCUAAGACCCCACCGUGAUGACAAAAAUCUUCACAUUAUGCUUAACUCCACAGUCACCAAAAUUCUCAUCAACUCCCAAAAGGUAGCAAUUGGAGUGGAAUUUGUCUACAAUAACGUCACAUACAGAGUAAAAGCCAGAAAGGAAGUGAUUCUAGCAGCAGGUACCAUGAACUCUCCUAAAAUUCUGUUACAAUCCGGAGUCGGCCCAAAAGAUGCUUUGGACGCUGUUGGAAUAAAGCAAAUUCACGAUUUACCAGGCGUUGGACACAACUUGACCAACCACGUAGCUUUCUCGUUGACAUUUAAUAUCAACACAGCGCCUGAUCUAUUGGAUACUGUCACUUUUGACACUGUUAAGCAGUAUUUGGAUCAUAGGACUGGCCCUCUCGCGAGUCCAGGUUUGCCAGUUACCUCCAGACUGCCCUCAACUGUUGGUGACGCUAGCGAUCCAGACAUCCAGAUGUUUUACACAUUAACUAGCCAUAAGUGCACCUCCACAGGUGAAUCCGGGCAACCAGCCAACCCAAACAACCCAAAGGCAGUCAAAACCCUCAGCAUCUCGUCUGUAUGUUUGCAUCCAAAGAGUCGUGGUAGAAUCACAUUGAAAUCCAAUGAUCCCUUUGAAGCACCUCUUAUGGUCGGUAAUUAUUUGACUGUAAAAGAUGACGAGGAUAGAUUGGUAGAUGGUAUCAGAUUGGUCCAAAAACUGGUUGCUAGUCCUACAUUGAAGGAUAAGUGGGGUCUUGAAUAUGGCAAUAAGACGUUUGGAGAUUGCGGGGAUAAACAUACUUUUGACUCCGAUGAGUACUGGCGUUGCGCCAUCCGGUGGAAUACUGGUGCAGAAAAUCACCAAGCCAGUACUUUGAGAAUGGGUCCAGUGGGCGACAAGUGGACCGUUGUGAACAACAAACUUCAAGUAAUCGGUAUUAAGAACCUGAGAGUGGCUGACGCUUCUGCUAUGCCAGUUGUUACUUCAUCCAAUACCAAUGCUCCAAUUGUGAUGUUGGCUGAAAGAGCUGCAGAUUUCAUUAUGAGCGGAUAGGAUAUAUAGUGUUAAAUUUUUCAUGUAUUAGUGUAUUAGUUAUAAUUUAAUAUACUGUUUCUGUAUUUUUUUACUCUUAAACUGCUCAGAUUUAGAAAUCUCGUUAUAUCUUUUGAUAAUACAACAUUACAUCAAAAUGUAAAUAAUAUAUUAUAAUAAAGUUCAGGA
This is a messenger RNA of Psylliodes chrysocephalus, 1996 nucleotides long. NCBI's taxonomy places the organism in Eukaryota, Metazoa, Arthropoda, Insecta, Coleoptera, Chrysomelidae. The record is from the annotation of a GenBank genome assembly.